This is a messenger RNA of Tupaia belangeri chinensis (Chinese tree shrew), 2463 nucleotides long. It is a transcript of the gene EPB42, whose product is annotated as erythrocyte membrane protein band 4.2. The transcript has 13 exons. Gene Ontology annotation, biological process: peptide cross-linking. The record is from RefSeq and is a predicted model, not a curated record. Gene Ontology annotation, molecular function: protein-glutamine gamma-glutamyltransferase activity. NCBI's taxonomy places the organism in Eukaryota, Metazoa, Chordata, Mammalia, Scandentia, Tupaiidae. The coding region runs from base 194 to 2269 and encodes 691 amino acids.
AGUAGGAGGGAAGAACCCUGUCAGGGCACUCACAGGAGGCAUAGAAAGAAAGUUUCUGCUAUUUAUAGAUUCUUGAGCCCACAAACUACCUCCAUCGCUUUCUGUCUGGAAGACAAAUUCAGAGAGGGAGCCCAGAAGCAACAGUUCAAGACAGGCUUUUCUGUGAUAGAGUGGCUAGAAGCGGCCUGCAGCCAUGGGACAGGCCCUAAGCAUCAAGAGCUGCGAUUUGCAGGCAGCAAGAAACAAUGAGGAACACCACACCAAGGCCCUCAGCUCCAAGCGCCUCUUUUUGAGGAGGGGGCAGUCUUUCACCAUCGUCCUGCACUUCCAUGUUCCAGUCCACAAGUUUCUGCUGGCCUUGAAGAAAGUGGCCCUCAUUGCACAAACUGGAGAGCAGCCAUCCACGACCAACAGAACCCAAGCCAUAUUCCCGAUUUCCAGUCUGGGGGACCGAAAAGGGUGGAGUGCCGUCGUGGAGGAGAGAGAUGUCCAGUCCUGGACCAUCUCUGUGACCACGCCCGUGGACGCCAUCAUUGGCCACUACUCCCUCUUGCUGCAGGUCUUGGGCAAGAAGCAACGUCUCUUGGGCCAGUUCACACUGCUCUUUAACCCCUGGGAAAGAGGUGAUGCUGUAUUCCUGGGGAACGAGGCUCAGUGCGGGGAGUACCUGCUGACCCAGAAUGGCCUCAUCUAUGUAGGCACAGCUGACUGCAUUCAGGCAGAGUCCUGGGACUUUGGUCAGUUUGAGAGGGAUGUCGUGGACCUCAGUCUGCGCCUGCUGAGCCUAGACAAGCAGGUGGAGAAGUGGAGCCAGCCCGCACAUGUGGCCCGAGUGUUGGGCGCCUUGCUGCACGCUCUCAAGGAGAAGAACGUCCUGUCUGCCCCACAGACACAGGCCACCCAGGAAGGGGCCUUGCUGAACAAGCGCCGGGGCAGCGCACCCAUCCUUCGGCAGUGGCUCACUGGCCAUGGGCGGCCCGUGUAUGAUAGUCAGGCCUGGGUGUUGGCUGCUGUUGCUUGCACAGUCCUGCGAUGCCUGGGCAUCCCUGCGCGGGUCGUCACCACAUUCACCUCGGCCCAAGGAACUGGUGGGGACUUGCUUGUAGAUGAGUACUACAAUGAGGAGGGGCUUCAGAAUGGAGAAGGUCAGAGAGGCAGAAUCUGGAUCUUCCAGACUUCCACAGAGUGCUGGAUGAGGCGGCCUGCUUUGCCCCAGGGUUAUGAUGGAUGGCAGAUUCUAUACCCAAGAGCACCCAAUGGAGGUAGAGUCCUGGAGUCCUGUGACCUGGUCCCGGUCAGAGCAGUCAAAGAGGGAAGACUGGGGCUGACGCCCGCAGUGUUGGACAUUUUUGCCGCAGUAAAUGCCUCAUGUGUGGUCUGGAAGUGCUGUGAGGAUGGGACGCUGGAGCUCACUGACUCCAACACAAAGUAUGUUGGUAACAACAUCAGCACCAAGGGUGUGGGCAGUGACCGCUGUGAGGACAUCACUCAGAACUACAAGUAUCCUGAAGGAUCUCAUCAAGAAAAAGAGGUGCUGGAGAGGGUCUGGAAAGAGAGAAUGGAACAUGGAAAAGACAAUGGCAUUCAUCCUCCCAGUCUUGAGAUGGCUGAUCCUCUGUACCUGUUCUUGGAAGCACCCAGCUCUCUACCCCUGAGAGGAGAUGCCCAGCUCUCAGUGACCCUGGUUAACCCCAGCAACCAGGAGAAGGCAGUCCAGCUGGCAAUUGGGGUCCAAGCUGUGUCCUACGAUGGCGUCCUUGCUGCUGAACUCUGGAGGGAGAAGUUGCCUCUCACACUCAGUGCCAACCUCGUUAAGAGAAUAACCACCAGCCUGUCCUUCUCCUGUUUUGAGCAAAACCCACCAGAGAACAGCUUUCUCAGACUCACCGCCAUGGCAGUGCACACCGAGUCCAGGCUCAGCUGCUUCGCUCAGGAAGACAUUGCCAUCUGUAGACCACACCUUGCCAUUGAGAUGCCAGAGAAAGCAGUGCAGUAUCAACCUCUUACGGCCUCCGUGAGCAUCCGUAACUCCCUAGAUGCCCCCCUGAAGGACUGUGUGAUCUCUAUCCGAGGAAGGGGGCUGAUCUACAGAGAGAGAACUUACAGAUUAAGUUCAGUGCGACCUGGAGACACCUUGUAUACUCAGUUCCAGGUCAUACCCACACACACAGGGCUCCAGAGGCUCACUGUGGAAAUGGACUGCAACAUGUUCCAGAACCUAACCAACUACCGAAGUGUCACUGUGGUAGCUCCUGAAUUUUCAGCUUAAACUUCCAGCUCUGUCAGCACUCUUCCCAACUAACCCUUGAAACUACAACCUAAAACCAAAUGUGCUGAAAAGGGUAGCCUGGGAUGAUAUUUAGGAUUAAAUGAUAGGAAUAUUAUUAUACAACACAGUGAAGUACCAUGAGAGACUCUAGAGUCAUCUUCUCUAAAUAAAGUCAUGUGUCUGUUUUUGUUCUA